This is a messenger RNA of Sinocyclocheilus rhinocerous, 2279 nucleotides long. Its product is annotated as erythroferrone-like. Gene Ontology annotation, molecular function: hormone activity. NCBI's taxonomy places the organism in Eukaryota, Metazoa, Chordata, Actinopteri, Cypriniformes, Cyprinidae. The record is from RefSeq and is a predicted model, not a curated record. Bases 703 to 1581 code for a protein of 292 amino acids. The transcript is spliced from 9 exons.
UUAGAUUUCCAGUUUUAUUCAUCUUGAAGGAGCAUCUCUGAUUACAAGCAGACCACUGUACAAACCCAUAAAAGAGGCAUUAGGACCCUGCAGCUGAGGCUUACAGAGAGCGUAAGUGCUGGCAGAGACAGAUGAAUGAGCUAAACACAAGACAAACAAAAGAAGGGACCCAGGAACUGACUCUAGUAGAGAGACAGGGAGAGAUGGUCAGAUAAAUUGACAAGGAGGCUGAAGAGAGACAACGUGACAGAUCAAGAUUCAGCAACAGAUAUCAGGUGGAGUGCACAAACUUGAAGAGGAGGAGGAGUCUGGUCUGAGAGGAAGCUAAAAAGAGUGGAGCGCCAAACGGAGCCCUUCAAAACAGAGUGAUCCUUUCUGAGUGGCCACUGACAUAGAUGUGGAAUAAACUGGAGUCUGGCAAAGAGGACCUCAACUGGCAAAAAAAAAAUUCAUCAUUGACGGAAUUACCGAAAAUAUACUGUGCAAAGGCACCAAGGAGACCAGAAGACAAUCAAACAUUAUUAAAAACAGAAAGAAGACGUGGAGAUACCACCCACAGAGAAGAGACUGAGUAUACCACACACAGAGUUUAUCACAGGACUUCUGGUCACCUCUCUGUGUUGGAAUGGAAAUUGUGCACUGAGCUGCUAAGAAGGAGUUGAGUGAGUUAGAAGUUCACCUACACUGCACCGACACUGCAGCAUGAAGCUCAGGCAUGGGGCAAGAGGGGCACUACUGGCCUUGCUGCUGAGUUUACUGCUGUCUACCUGCACUACACAAGAGAGUGAGGAGAGUCUGGAGCUCCAAGAGGAAAACAAUACAGUCAGCACUGAGAGCCCUGAUACUGUAUCUUCUGACAUAACCAACGUGAGCCCCCACAGGACAUGGAUAGUCUUUAGGGACAACUCCAACAAGGGUGGAAAUAAGAAACCAAAAGGAAAUAAAAGACCCUCCAAGCAUGGCAUUCCAGGUCCACCAGGCCCUCCUGGUCCCCAGGGGCCUCCUGGUCCUCUGGGCCCCCUAAUGCCUCAUCAUGCAGAGUUGAUACAGGACUUCCAAGUCAAACUAAAAGAGAUGGUAGGAACUCACUGCCUGCUCUGCGAUCAAACCCCUCGUGUGGCCACAGCUUUCCAUUGCCGACUGCACCACAACCUGUUGGUCCACCGUCGCAGUCUGCUGGAGCUCCAACCCUUCAACACUCCCUCAAACACAGAGCAGUUCCAUCAGAGGGGACAGGGCUUUAACACCAGCAGUGGCCGGUACACAGCUCCAGUGUCUGGGUUCUACCAGCUCACAGCUAGUCUGCUACUGGAAUCCAAUGAGUCUCAGAAAAAGCCUCAUGCCAGGCAGAGGGACAGUGUUAAGGCUUCUAUAUGCAUAGAGUCUCUUUGUCAGAGUAAUGUGUCUUUGGAGACAGUGACUGGAGUGAGCACUACAGGGGGAGAAUUCAGUAUUCUGCUGACCGGGACUCUUUACCUACAGGCUGGAGAGUAUGUAUCUAUUCUUAUUGACAAUGGGACAGGCUCAGCCCUCACAAUUCUCCAAGACAGUCUGUUUUCUGGCAUUCUUAUUGGAGUAUGAGGACACAAACAAAACACAACCAAUGACUACAAAGAAGCCCAUUUUUACAGUGUUGACAAAAUACAUAUCUUUAUUAGGUAAGGUAUUCAGGACAUAUUAGAAUACUAAUUUCAUAAAAGGGAGGACUCUUUUCAAGCAUCUAAAAGAGACUCUACGUAUUACCACUGUUGCAAAGGGCAGCAGGAUUGCACUGCUAUUUCUUUCCAAAAUAAUGGUAACAUUUAAACUCUGUUCAUAGAGGUGUAUGUAUUUUUUCAUGUGUUAUGUGUAUGCAUUCCAUUCUACCAGGGCUGAAGUUUUAUUUAUUUGCAUUUGCUUUUUGAAAGGAUAUUGAUAUUUGAGUAUAUUUGCAAUAAAAUGCUUCCAUAACUGCUGAAACAUGCUCUGGGAAUUUAUUUCAGGGAAUACAGAGAUGUAUAUGAAUUGUACAGUUCUUCUUACUGCCUGACGAAAGUGUUUCAACAUGCAUUUGAAGCUUCCUGCUGUAUGAAAGAUUUUCAUGUUUUGCGAUUGAUGACAACCAUUUCAGAAAAUAAAAAAAGUAUUAAUGGCAGUAAUAAAGUAACUACUACCACAUUUGCAGGGUAAGUGGGGUGAAAAAAGCAACAGCAGCCGCUUAUUUAGGUCUUGAUUCCACAGAAUUCUAGCAAAAGGGACAAAUGGAAAUUUUAACUUUAAGCCUUUUAAAUGUUUGUAUU